Closterium sp. NIES-65 is the source of this 4014-nucleotide messenger RNA. The record is from the annotation of a GenBank genome assembly. Lineage: Eukaryota; Viridiplantae; Streptophyta; Zygnematophyceae; Desmidiales; Closteriaceae.
AUGAAUGAGGCGUUGGAUGAAAAGGAGAAGAAGAGUGUACACGGGGAAGUGAGCAUGGGAGAUGGAGAAGGGGAGAAAAGGGUGGAUGUGGGGAUGGGAGAGGAAGAAGGUUUGAAGGGUGGGGAGGCACAGAAGGCGGGGGGGAGGGGUGUGAGGGCGAUACUAGGAGGCACUUUAUGGGGUCCGGAUUCCGGAGCUGACGAGAGGUCUGGUGAGCAGAACACGACAGGUUCGGGUCAAGGUUCGGAAAGUCGAGUGGCUGAAGGCCAAGCCUCUGAAAGCCAAGCCUCUGAAACUCAGGGUCUGACCGAAAUUGAGGAAAUGGUUUCGGGGGGAGAGGGUCUGGUAGAAGAGGGGGGGGCUGGCAGGGAAGCGAGCUUAAAGGGUGGGGCUGGGGCAGGUGGAGCUGGGGAAGGUGUGAGCUCAGUUACAGGGGAUGCGGCUCAAGAAGCUAGUCAAGAGAAGAUGGAGCAGAGGGAUAAGGAUCUGCAGAGAAAGGGGGUUACUGAAGGGAGGGGAGGAGAGGAGGAAGAGAGGAGAGGAGAGGAUGAGGAGGAGGAUGGGGCGGAGUGGGCGCAAGCAGCAGAGGCAGCAGCCGCUCUUGCAGCGGCAAUGAGAGUGUCGAAGGGAGAGGAGGGCAGAGAAGGCGACGAGGAGGGUAUGGGAGUGAGGGGCGAUAGGGGCGAAAGGGAGGGAGGCGAGGUGGGGGAGGGUGAGAGGGAAGAGUGGUUUGAGGAGGGGAGGCAGCAGGGGAGGAAGGAUGCGGAUUGGCAGUGGCCAGAGCGCGGUUUCUGGGAUGCUUCCUCUGGGAAGGACGGGGGAGUGGAGGGGGAGGGGAAGUGGUGGGGGCUUGGGGUGGGGCGGGUGGAUGAAUUUGUGGAGGCGUAUACAAGAGGCGUGGGUGAUUCGAGAUUCGAGCCGCUUCACUCGCCAACUCACUCACAGGUGAGGGAGAAUGGUGUGUGUGGUGUGUGUGGUGCGUGUGGUGUGCAUGGUGCGUGUGGUGUGUGGUGUAUGUAUGGUGCGUGUGGUGUGUGGUGUAUGUAUGGUGCGUGUGGUGUGUGGUGUAUUUAUGCAUUUGGCCUUCGGAGCAGCAUUUGGCCUUCGGAGCAGCAUUUGGCCUUCGGAGCAGCAUUUGGCCUUCGGAGCAGCAUUUGGCCUUCGGAGCAGCAUUUGGCCUUCGGAGCAGCAUUUGGCCUUCGGAGCAGCAUUUGGCCUUCGGAGCAGCAUUUGGCCUUCGGAGCAGCAUUUGGCCUUCGGAGCAGCAUUUGGCCUUCGGAGCAGCAUUUGGCCUUCGGAGCAGCACGUUUGGCCUUCGGAGCAGCGUUUGGCCUUCGGAGCAGCGUUUGGCCUUCGGAGCAGCGUUUGGCCUUCGGAGCAGCGUUUGGCCUUCGGAGCAGCGUUUGGCCUUCGGAGCAGCGUUUGGCCUUCGGAGCAGCGUUUGGCCUUCGGAGCAGCGUUUGGCCUUCGGAGCAGCAAUCCUGUGCCCAGAAGACAUUGCACCCUAUGCCUCUAGCUAGCUCCAUCGCCUUCCUUUCUUCUCCCCUCUGUUUAACCUUCAUACCAAUCAAUUUGUCUUUCCGUGACUUCACCUUGCCAGGUAUCAGAGCAUCUGUCGUUCGGAGCGGCACUGCUGUGCCCGGAAGACAUCGCCUCCCGCCCAGCCUCAAACUCCCUUCACUCAUCUCACGUCGCUCUCCCCUUCUGCUGUGUCUGCCACUCACCAACCUCGCCUCCCACAGGUAUCAGAGCAUCUGUCGUUCGGAGCAGCACUGCUGUGCCCAGAAGACAUCACCUCCGCGCACCAAAGGCUGGUCCGUCCUCCCCUCUCUUUUCCCCACUCUUUUCCCCACUCUUUUCCCCACUCUUUUCCCCUCUCGCUCUAUACACCCUUUCCCACUCUUUCUAUGCGCCCCUCACCUCGCCCGUCUCUCAUUUUGCCCCUCUCCCUCAUGUAUGCACCCCUCCUCCUCUGGCUGGGCUGCCACGACAGCAGUGUUGGACCUGCAGCGAGCCACAGAGAAGCUCAACUGGGCGGUGGACGUGGAUGGCACACAUAGCCUCGUCCUCCCCUCACAUGGUCUUCAUGACCCCUCCCUCCCUUUCUCCCUCCACCAUCCCACAUCAGGGCACGACAACAGUGGCACGACAGCAGUGUUGGACCUGCAGCGAGCCACAGAGAAGCUCAACUGGGCGGUGGACGUGGAUGGCAUGAACCGGGCGGCAAGAGACGCUGGGGUGAUGGUGGUGCACCACCCAAUCAGGGUCUAUGGGGCAGGGGAUGUGGGGGUGAUGGUGGUGCACCACCCCAUCAGGCGGAAGCUCCCAGUGGCAGUGGGGAUUCUGCACCGCCUGCUGCGCCGGGGCCUGCAUGUGCUGGUGACGGACACAGAUGGGGUGGACAGGGCGCCAGCAGUGGUGUGCGCGUAUCUGCACUGGGUGCUCGCCAUCCCCUUGCCCCAGGCUCUUCACUUCGUGUGUGACGUCCGCCCCUGCCAGCCCAACCGUGCGGUUCUGGGAGUUAAGCUGUGGUGGCUGCAUGUGUUGGUGACGGACACAAAUGGGGUGGACAGGGCGCCCGCAGUGGGGUGUGCGUAUCUGCACUGGUGUUGGCUGCAUUUGCUGGUGGCAGACAGCCCAUCCCAUUCGCCCACCGAUCCUCCCACCCAUCCUCCCACCCAUCCUCCCACCCAUUCUCAGGGCGGCACUGACAGCAGCGACAUGGGAUGGGAUCUGGUGGCCACGACUUCUCCUUGCCCUCUUCCCUCUCCCUACUCAACCCCUCCCGUCCCUCCCAUUCCAUCGUCCCACCCAUCCUCCCACACGUCCCUUCCAUCUUAUCUUAAUUUCAGGGCGGCACUGGCAGCAGCAACAUGGGAUUUGGUGGCCAUGCUGCGGCGUGGGGGCGGCACUGGCAGCAGCAACAUGGGAUUUGGUGGCCAUGCUGCGGCGUGGGGUGAGGCACACAGGGCCUGCCACUCAUUCGGUGCAGAUCGCAUGGAACCAUGGGGGGCGCGAGGUGCUUCUGGUGGGGGAGCUCUCGGGCGGGUGGAAAAACCCAGUGGCGGCCACUCCAGUUGGGGGUUCCAAGUUUGUUCUCGCGCUCAGGCUGCCCCUCGGAUCGUGAGUCUCUGCUUCUCUCUCUCCUCUUCCGCCACGCCUGUGUGGUGCCGAAAGGUCUGCCUUUUACCAGUCAGUCACCUGCUCAAAGUCUAUUCUCUUCUCUCGCUCACACUGCCCCUCGGCACUGGCAGCAUGCAGCAGCAGACCUGCUUCCUCUCACUCUCUCUCUCUCUCUCUCUCUCUCUCUCUCUCUCUCUCUCUCUCUCUCUCUCUCUCUCUCUCUCUCUCUCUCUCUCUCUCUCUCUGCACGGCACUCCUUUGUGCAUCACCUUCCUCUCACCUUCUUCUCACUUCCUCUCCUGGUGCAGUUAUUGCUACGAGUUCAUAGUGGACGGGCACUGGCGCCAUGCAGCAGACCUGCUUCCUCCACUCCCUCUCUUGAUUUGCGCUUCUUUCAUGUGCCCGCACUCUUUUUCGCACUCUCUGCCCGACUCUCAUACCUCCCUCCCCCCCUCUUGUAGCUACCGCUACAAGUUCAUAGUGGACGGGCACUGGCGCCAUGCAGCGGACCUGCCCACGGAGGUGGACGAGUGGGGCAACACCAACAACGUGCUGCACGUGGGGUCGCUGGCUCGCCACAACAAUGUAAGAGAUCUGCCCACGGAGGUGGACGACUGGGCCAACACCAACAACAUGCUGCACGUGGGGUCGCUGGCUCGACACAACAAUGUAAGAGAUCUGCCCACGGAGGUGGACGAGUGGGGCAACACCAACAACGUGCUGCACGUGGGGUCCCUGGCUUGCCACACCAAUGAUGCGGUGAGGGAGAGGGUGAUAGAGCGCCCUCUCACGGACCUCGAGAGGCGAAUGGUCACCUUCGCUUCGCAGCGCGUUGCUUUUUCCGUCUCACCCAUCACCUUCACGCCCAAGCUCAGACCAGCUCGCUCUUGA